CAUGGACCUUUCUGAUUGGAUUCAUCAGAAAAAAAUUGGUUUUUUUUUCUGGGUUAAGUGGAUUCUUGUUUGCAAACAGUUAUUUUCCAGGUAUACAGAAAAUCGAUAGCAUUCUACACGCAUAAGAGAGGGACGGAAAAUGACUAAUAAGGCUGAGAUUACACAGAACAGAAACAUACCCGAGGAAGACAACAGAAAUGCGACUCAUUCCCCAUAGGUAAAGAGACCCAAUGGAAAAAUGUGGGAAAACUCAGUUGGUAAGUGGGAAAGAUUACCACGGAGGGGAUAUCAAGGGAAUAACUACAUCUAAGAUAAACCAGUGAGGAAGGUAGGGUUACUUGAGGAACAGAAGUUGCAGAAUGGAAAUUCAAGAGGACAAUUACUGAAAAUACAAAUAACCAAGGCUACCACUCGCUCUUUUAAGCAAUUGUCUCUACUUAUCUCACUUGAGUCACAAUCUUACGGGAAAAUAGUUAAUCCUAAUAAUAAAGAUGGAAACGUUUCAAUCAAACAACGUGGCUGACGCCACACCACUACUAAGGGAUGGGCCAAGGUUAAAAUGCUAGGCCAAACUUAAAAGCCGUUAGUCACAAAACUGCACACUGAAAAUCACUCAAAGAAGGUUGCAAGGGCGGGGGUUGGAGGUGAAGAACAGAAUGCCGAGUGGGAAGCAUCUUCCCGAGGCCAGAGCCCGGAAAAAUGAGGCUCGAGAGAGAAAGGCACCACACCUGUAGGUGUUCAGAUGGAGCAGCAUUCUAGUCAUCCUACUAACAGAAGAGCCAAAGAAGAAGCUAAUGUGCCUCUUUGUCGAGCCAAACCCUCUCCCAGCUUUAUUAAUCUUCAAGCAAGUUCCCCACCAGCCACUUUCCUGAAAAUCCAGGCAACAAAACUGCCCUCAGAAAUUGACCACAAGCCCAAGGAAUGCCUAGGACUCCUAGAAUGUAUGUAUGCCAAUCUGCAGCUUCAGACCCAGCUUGCCCAACAACAGAUGGCUAUUUUGGAAAAUUUACAAGCGUCCAUGACACAACUGACUCCUGGGAAGGAAAACAAGAACUCUUCUCUCCCAGCCUUAUCUCGCAAUCUGUUGUUAAAUCACCUGCCCCAAUUCAGUAAAUGAAUUGUGGAACAAAGUUAUUGUGUAUGUUCUCCCUACCCUCUUCCCAGUAAAACUUUGGGGAAUCUGGGCAUA
Molecule: messenger RNA, 1189 nt
Organism: Sus scrofa (pig)
Lineage: Eukaryota; Metazoa; Chordata; Mammalia; Artiodactyla; Suidae
Source: RefSeq, a predicted model, not a curated record